Molecule: messenger RNA, 738 nt
Organism: Panonychus citri (citrus red mite)
Lineage: Eukaryota; Metazoa; Arthropoda; Arachnida; Trombidiformes; Tetranychidae
Exons: 3
Coding region: 140-556 (138 amino acids)
Source: RefSeq, a predicted model, not a curated record
GGUAAAAUAUUGAUUGUGAUCAACUUUGUACUUUUAUUUCCUUGUAAAUCAAACCUAAUCAACUAAAAGCAUAGCCUAACCAAACACCUUAUAAUUAAAUCAUUAGUUAACAACAAUCAAGCCCAUUCAAGAGUAAAAGAUGAAAACUUUUCAACUAAUUGUUACUUUUUUGUGUUUCUAUGGAGCCCAAUGUACAACAAUUCGUGUUGGCCACAAACAAGAUAGCUUUGAGAAUUCUCUCUCAUCGUUGAAUUUUGGAUCAGUAGACUCGUUGAUGAACCCACUUAAAUCGUCCCUCCAAAAAGCAACUGCGGCCAUUUGUCAUGCAACUAAAUUAUGCCAUCAUGAAAUGUUGAAUAAAGAGCCGUUCAGAUCAUUAUUAGGAGAAUAUAUUCACGAUGAGAGCCAUCGAUCACCAUUAUCAUUCAUGAGUGGACUUUUUCCAACUGAUACAGUUUCAACAGCGAUGAAAGAUGUUCUUGGAGGUAUCAAAAACGCUGAACUUGAUGUACUAUUAUCACCCAUCAAAAAAAUGAUGUCUAAUAUCGUCGGUUGAUGUAAAUCAGUUUGAGUGAUUUACACUGAUCAAAUAUAAAAUCAACAUUUCUUUUAAUUCGAUUUGCACCUUAUUUCAAUUGUAAAGACUAUACAUAUUACGAGAAAUUGUUUCAUAUUCAUGCAUUUGGUAUGAUGAGAAAUACAAAUUGUGCUAAAUAAAUAAGAAAGAGUAUCAACGAA